Molecule: messenger RNA, 1845 nt
Organism: Cajanus cajan (pigeon pea)
Lineage: Eukaryota; Viridiplantae; Streptophyta; Magnoliopsida; Fabales; Fabaceae
Source: RefSeq, a predicted model, not a curated record
GGUAUAGCAUAGCCUCAUCAUAGUCUUGGUGCCAAAUAGCAACAUUUACUAACAGUGUUAAAAUGAUGGAGAAAUUAUGUGGUGCCAGUUUUGGCAACAUGUUGAAUCAGGGAAAGCCUUAUUUGUUAACAGUGGGGUUGCAAUUUGGGAUGGCUGGAACAUUCAUCAUCACCAAGGCAUGUCUUGAUCAUGGAAUGAGUCGUUUUGUGUUAACUGUUUAUCGCAAUGUCAUUGCUGCCGUUGGCCUUGCUCCUUUUGCACUUAUCUUUGAAAGGAAUAGACCGAAAAUGACAAUGCCUGUCUUCAUGCAGAUAGUGGCCCUUGGAUUUCUUGAGCCAGUGAUUGACCAAACCUUCACUUGCUUGGGGAUGCAAUAUACUUCGGCUUCAUUUGCAUCUGCUAUUAUGAACGCCGUACCUUCUGUAACCUUUGUCAUAGCAGUAAUCCUCAGGUUAGAGCGUGUGAAUUUGAAGGAGUUACGUAGUCAAGCGAAGGUAAUUGGAACCUUGGUAACCUUUGCUGGUGCUUUGUUGAUGACCCUUUACAAAGGCUCAGAAAUAAACCUAUUUAAUCAUCCAAACAGUACCCACCAUGAAAGUCACUCUCAGCAGGGUCACAAAAACUGGGUCACUGGGACCCUAUUUUUAUGCCUUGGUUGUUUGGCUUGGUCCUCCUUCUACAUUCUGCAGUCCAUAACGGUGAAAAGGUACCCUGCUGAACUAUCACUGUCGUCGUUGAUAUGCUUGAUGGGUGCACUGCAAAGUGCUGUGGUUGCGUUGAUAGCAGAUCGUAACCCUCGGGCUUGGGCUAUUGGCUUCGACUUCACACUCUAUGGCCCUCUUUACGCUGGAAUAAUGAGUUCAGGCAUAGCAUAUUAUGUACAAGGGCUUGUAAUGAAAAGCAGAGGCCCAGUGUUUAUGACAUCCUUUAAUCCUCUUUUAAUGAUCAUCGUUGCUACUUUGGGCUCUUUUCUUCUAGGAGAACAGCUCUACUUAGGAAGUAUCAUAGGUGCCAUCAUUAUCGUAGUGGGUCUUUAUUCAGUGGUAUGGGGCAAAGCCAGGGACUAUGAAGUCCUCAAACUGCCGUCAACAGCAACAGUAAAGGAGACCGAAACCCAACAGCUCCCAAUUACUUCAUCAACUCAUAAAUAGUAGAGACUAUUAAAGCAAUAAAAGAAAUCACGAGUAUAUUUGAAUAUAAGUUAGAAGUGUUUUUAGAGUUUCUAUACUGAAAAUAAAGAAUAUUUUUCAAUAGAGAAACUCUCAAAAAUAUUUAUAAACUUGUAUUUAAACAGACUCAACAUAGAACUAGCUCAAUUAUGGAAAAUGAAAAAAUUAUAUAGAGCUAGUUAAGCUAAUAUUUAAAGCAAUAAAAAAAAUUGCAAACAUGUUUGAAUAUAAGUUAGAAGUUUUUUUUAGAGUUUUUCUAUUAAAAAUAAAGAGUAUUUUUUAAUAGGAAAACUCACAAAAAUAUUUCUAAAUUUGUAUCCAAACAAAUUUAACAUAGAACUAGCUCGAUUAUGAAAAAAACAAAUAAAAUUACAGACUAAGAGAAGCUAUUUAUUGGAUGACAUAUGUUGUAUAAGUAUAAUUUAGUUAGUUGUAAUUAUUGUUGGGGUUGUUUUCACUAAGACUCCCAUAAGUAAGUGUUAAUUAUUGUAAUAAGGUGGUGUUGUGUGAUGAUUCAUAUAUGUUCAAACAAAACAACUUGUACCUUUCUUUUUUCUCUUCUCUCUCUUCAAUUUUUUUUUUUUUUUUGUGUGAAUGUGAUGAGAGUGUUUUGCCUAGAGUGUGUUUUGUAAAAUCGUACAGCACAAUGCCUCAAGGUGUUAUCAUGUUGGUGUAA